AUGAAUUACCGAGAUUUGCUUAUUGGCGCUCUGAUGAUCACCGGCGUGGUGGCUCAGCAAGAGGCGGUUAAGUUUGUUGAGGAGCAGCAGCCGCUGGCCUUCGACAAGAAGCUUGGCUUUGAAAUCGAGGAGCAGGCUCGCGAGGCUCGUAAGAACCCGGACAAGACGGUCGACCAUCCCGAGUACGUGCCCUACAGCGAUGCCGUCAGCGAGGCUGUGCUGUUUGAGCAGUUCACCGACUCCGAAGACGACAUUUUCGCCAAGUGGAAGACGUCGCAUGCCAAGAAGGCUAUCACCGACGAGAAGGAGGAAUUUUCCUACGUCGGCGAGUGGGCCAUUGAGGAGGCCACCAUUUACCCUGGUUUGAAGGGCGACAAGGGUCUUGUUCUCAAGUCGCCUGCUGCUCACCACGCAAUCUCCCGUCGCUUCGACAGCGUGCUCGACAACACCGGGAAGACUCUUAUCGUCCAGUACGAGGUCAAGCCUCAGCAGGGUCUUACCUGCGGCGGUGCCUAUGUCAAGCUGCUUUCUGACUCCGACCACUACUCGGAGAACGAGUUCUCCAACGAGACCCCUUACGAGGUCAUGUUUGGCCCUGACAAGUGCGGUGCGACUGACAAAAUCCACCUCAUUAUUCGCCGCAAGGACCUCAACACUGGUGAGGUCAAGGAGCACCAUUUGGUCGCCCCUCCUCGCACUUUCCCCGGCACCAUGUCCACUCUAUACACUCUGAUCUUGAACGAUGACCAGACCUACGAGAUCCGUGUCAAUGGCGAUGUCCGUAAAGCCGGCAGCCUCAUCGAGGAGGGUGUUUUGAACCCGCCUCUUAACCCUCCCAAGGAGAUCGAGGACGCCUCUGAGGAGAUGCCCGAGGACUGGGACGAGGAGCGCUAUAUUCCCGACCCUGAGCAGACCGUCAAGCCUGAUGACUGGGACGAGGAUGCUCCUGCUCAAAUCCCCGACCCCGAUGCUGAAAUUCCUGAGGACUGGCGUGAGGACCUCGAGGAGUUUGUUGUUGAUCCCGAGGCUUCCAUGCCUGAGGACUGGGACGAGGAAGAAGAUGGCGAGUGGGAGGCUCCCCUGAUCUUCAACCCCGAGUGCGAAGAGGUCUCCGGAUGUGGUCCCUGGGUUGCUCCUCUUAUCCGUAACCCCGAGUUCCGCGGUAAAUGGAGACAGCCUCUCAUUGACAACCCCAACUACCAGGGCCCGUGGACUCCUAGCAUGAUCCCCAACCCCGACUACUUUGAGGACAGCACUCCUGCUGAUCUUGCCCCCAUUGCCGGUAUUGGUUUGGAGCUGUGGACUAUGCAAAGUGAUAUUCUGUUUAAUGACUUUUACAUUGGCCACUCUGUUGCCGAGGCAGAGAAGAUCGGUAAUGCCACUUUCCUCCCCAAGCUUGAGGUCGAGCGUGCCGAGUACGCUGCCAAUGCUCCCGAGCCUCCCGAGGAGUUCAAGAUGCCUACCAUGUGGGAGAUCUUCAAGAAGGACCCUCUCGCGUUUGUGCAGGGCGCUGUUCAGAUGUUCUUGAGUGAGUUCGAGGUCGACAAGAUGGGUGCCUUCAAGCACCAGCCCAUCGCGGCCGGUAUUAUGAUCGGCUCGGUUCUGGGUGUCUUUGCCAUUAUCUUCGGUAUUAUGAACGUGAUCACUGGGCUUGUGUUCAAGACCACGCUGCCUACCCCGAAGGAAACCAAAAAGACCACUCUUGCCGCCGAUUCUGCCGAAUCCACCUCGGCCAAGACCGAGAAGGAAACCGUCACUAAACGCAAGUGA
This is a messenger RNA of Wickerhamiella sorbophila, 1770 nucleotides long. RefSeq lists its product as hypothetical. The transcript has a single exon. NCBI's taxonomy places the organism in Eukaryota, Fungi, Ascomycota, Dipodascomycetes, Dipodascales, Trichomonascaceae. The record is from RefSeq and is a predicted model, not a curated record. Gene Ontology annotation, cellular component: endoplasmic reticulum membrane; endoplasmic reticulum. Bases 1 to 1770 code for a protein of 589 amino acids. Gene Ontology annotation, molecular function: calcium ion binding. Gene Ontology annotation, biological process: protein folding.